Molecule: messenger RNA, 2509 nt
Organism: Phyllotreta striolata
Lineage: Eukaryota; Metazoa; Arthropoda; Insecta; Coleoptera; Chrysomelidae
Source: the annotation of a GenBank genome assembly
AUCAUACGUAAUAAUAAAUAACAAAAUAAUAAAUAAUAAUACGGUGUAACUGUAAGUUAUCCAGAACGUUUGGUUUCAUUGAACUUCAAUUUACCUAGUAUAGGUAUUAAACAAAUAAAAAUUGAAUGAUGAGUGCUCCUCCGGCGCCUUGCGAUUGGCAAACUACUAGAAAAUUAGUAAAAGAAAGAGGCCAAUAUCUACUAGAAACCGGCACAUGGAGUGAUUGCAGGUUUAUUGUCGGUACAGAGCCAAAUCAACAAGUUUUAGAAGGGCACAAGCUUUUUCUGGCCAUGUCUAGUCCCGUCUUUCAGGCCAUGUUUUUUGGAGGAAUGGCAGAGAAGGAUCCAAUUGCUAUUUUGGAUGUUCAACCGGAUGCUUUCAGAGCUCUGCUGGAAUAUAUUUACACAGACAAAAUCAAUUUGACUUCAUUCGAUCAAGCUUGCGAGUUAUGUUACGGUGCUAAGAAAUAUAUGUUACCUCACCUUGUCGAGGAAUGUACGAAAUAUUUAUGGUCAGAUUUGUAUCCUAAAAACGCUUGUAGAGCUUAUGAGUUCGCUAAAUUGUUCGAGGAACCCAUGUUAAUGGAAAAGUGCAUAAGAAUAAUAUGUAAUCAAACGCAAGAAGUUCUUCAAGAAAACAGUUUUGACGACGCUGAAUUGUCGACGAUUUUAACAGUUUUCGAUCAAGACGAGCUUAAUAUCAAUUCCGAACUGGAGUUGUUUAUGGCAAUUAGCCGUUACGCUGUGAAACACAACCACAGCUCCGGUGCGAAAGUCCCCAGACUAGACGGUAUAGCUAACGCAACCAGUGAGGCAAAUAGCAGUCGACCUACAAUCAGAAAUGCCAUAAUGAAGAUACGUUUUCUCACGUUAUCGCCCCAGCAAUUCGCUGAAGGUCCGGGAAAGUCUUCGUUGUUAGCGGAUUCGGAAAAAUUCGCAAUUUUAAUGAACAUAUGCAGUCCCAGUUCUGCGGUACCUAUGCCCGAAGGGUUCUCAACAUCCGCAGCACCCAGGAGGAAAACUAGGUCUUCAGAUUCGUUGGUUGUGGCUGGUGCUUCGAUGAUGGAUACCUCUCGAACGUCCAUGAUCCAAUUCAAUAAACCCAACGCAGAAAUGUGCUCGGAGUUCUUCAAAAAAAUGUACUGCAGCAGGCAGCCCCUGCACAUCACCGAAUGCAUGAACACCAGCGUGUUCGAUUGCGCUGUUACAUUCACCUGUGACAAAAAUAUCUGCGUGUUUGGAAUACAGGUGCCUGCUCAAGUACCGAGAGACGAUGAGAGAGUACCCGUUGGAAAUUUGUACCCGGAAUUGUUAUAUGCCCAUUUGCUGGACGGAGAUGGCAGUCGAUUGACUUACACUCACUUUACGAGUAGAGUUCAUUACAGAUCGUUGAUUGAGAUAUCGUUUAAUCGUCCCGUUUUUAUACAGAGGAAUAAAAUAUACAAAGUCGGUGUGGUGUUGAAUAAAGUGGGCUGUUAUCCGGUAGGAACUUUCCCCAGUCAAUCUACCUGCAAUGGUGUUGUGUUUACCUUUUCGCAAAAUCAAUGUGGUGAUUCCGUACGUGAUGGAUUAAUUCGUUCUAUCGUCUUUUCUGUAUCUUCUGGUAACUCUAACAUGAUUCCGACACUCUCGGCCGAUCACACGAAAUUACAGAAUUCGAUUAAUUUAAUAUAAAAUCAGUCGAAACCUGGUUUUUAUUGUUAAUAAUUUGGUUGUAUUUUUCUAUUACCUAGAUAUGAAUUUGUGCUUUGUUUUCGUUGAUAUUUUAUUAUGUACUAAUCAGUUUUAAUUGUAAUAUGCUUGUAUAUAGCUGCAGCUUCAGAACUAAGAUGUGAAGUAAAAUUUUCGUUGAGGAAUAUCCGUUGUCCAAAUUCUCCCAGUGGGCGGUUUUUUGUUUUUUUUUCUGUUGGAAAGAUGUAUUUAUUUUUUUUAUUGAAUGUACUAUUGUAGGUUUUAAGUAAAAUUGAACAAAAUAAAUGUAUCUGUGCUAGUCGUUAUUUCGUUCUUUAGAAAAUUAGUAUACCGUUACCAAUUUUUCAAAAUAAAUUUACUGUAAAAUAUGCUACAACAUACGCAAGUAGGCAACUUGUACAUUAAACAUCAAAAAUAAAGUUAAAAAAAUAUAUAAAUGUAUACAUUACCUAACGAAAUAUAAAAGUAGAUAUAAGAUUACUGGGAUUUACUAUUAAAUAUCUCUUAUCUUAAUUAACCCUGUUUUUAUUUUAUCGCCGACGGAUUUGUUGUUUUUCAAUUCGGGACUAUUCUUCCACAUCCAUAUUCUGCAGUCCUUCUUCCAGAAGUAAGCCAGGUCGUUGAGUGAGUACGUUCGACCGCCCUGCUGGAGGAUUUCCGCUUUCACUACCACGAUUUCGUUGGUGCUCUUAUCCCGCGUUUCGAUAUUGUCUUUCAAGUCCAAAUACGCGUUGGUUUUAGUUAUCAGCUCUGUGUUGCGAUCUAUCACCUACUCAAAUCAUUUUUACGUUUUAGUAUACAUGAAGGCUAAACGGAUA